This is a messenger RNA of Cadophora gregata, 1098 nucleotides long. RefSeq names its product zinc ion binding. Bases 1 to 1098 code for a protein of 365 amino acids. NCBI's taxonomy places the organism in Eukaryota, Fungi, Ascomycota, Leotiomycetes, Helotiales, Ploettnerulaceae. The record is from RefSeq and is a predicted model, not a curated record. Gene Ontology annotation, molecular function: zinc ion binding; oxidoreductase activity. Gene Ontology annotation, cellular component: mitochondrion. The transcript has 3 exons.
AUGGCCUCACCAGCCACCGAAAAUGACUCCAUUCCAUCCACUCACCCACAAAAGAUGAAAGCAUGGGUCCAUACCUCAACCGGAUUACCAGAGAAAGUCCUCGCAUGUUCAAACGACAUCCCAUUUCCACAUUCCCCUGUCGGAGAAGAAGUGCUGGUCAAGAUCAGCCAUGCAGCUCUCAACCCAGGAGGUUCAAUCAUGAUGCAAAUCUGUCCCAUGCUCUUUCGAGCCAAACCUGCAAUUCCCGAAAUGGACUUCGCGGGUACAAUUGUCCAAGUCGGUCCAAUUGUCCCAGAAUCACAGGGUCUGAGGGCGGGGACUGAGGUGUUUGGAUCGGUCCUAGUGAGCUCGCAUAUUCGAGCUGGAAAGGGAUCAUUGGCGGAAUUUGUGUUGGUGUCUGCUGAGAAUGUGUGUCUGAAACCAGAAAAUAUGUCGCUAAAAGAAGCAGCAGGACUACCAGUUGCAGGGUGCACAGCUUUGGCAUUGUUUGACUCUGCGAAGUUGGAGGAGGGAAUGAAGAUUUUGAUCAAUGGUGCAAGUGGUGGUAUUGGGUCAAUGGCCUUGCAGAUUGCAAGGUCGGCUGUGGGCAAUAGCGGAAAGAUCGUUGCAAUUUGCUCAAAGGCCAACAUUGAGAUGGUCAAAGGACUCGGAGCUGAUGAGGUCAUCGACUACCAAGAGCACGCACCGGUACACAAAUUCCUGACCACUGAGUUCGCAAACGACAAGUUCGAUGUAGUCAUGGACGCAUUUGGUAUCCAAGAGAUAUUCCACAACUGUGAAGGCUAUCUCAAACCCGGGAAAGCAUUUGUCAACGUAGGCCCUGCGAUGCCUACCUACUCUAUGAGAGCUAUUCUGUACAGCAUUGGCCAGAUGGCGAGCAAUUUCCUCUGGCCGCGAUUUCUUGGUGGGCCGAACAGGCCAUACAUCCAGUUUGCAGCUACUGCGACACAAGAUGAGAUGCAACGAUUGGCAGCUAUGGUUCGAGAAGGAAAGCUCAAGGUGCCGAUCGAUUCAUGCUGGGAUAUGGAGGAUGUGUUGAAGGCGUAUGAAAGGAUGUUGAGCAGACACGCAAGAGGGAAGGUCAUUGUCAAGAUAUGA